Messenger RNA from Mizuhopecten yessoensis (Yesso scallop), 2349 nucleotides. RefSeq lists its product as uncharacterized. The coding region runs from base 154 to 2304 and encodes 716 amino acids. The transcript is spliced from 20 exons. The record is from RefSeq and is a predicted model, not a curated record. NCBI's taxonomy places the organism in Eukaryota, Metazoa, Mollusca, Bivalvia, Pectinida, Pectinidae.
AUUAUUGAAAUCUCUCAUCCCUAAUGUAAAAUGGAGAAAACCGGAAGUUUACAAACGUCUUUUGCAGACUGAGGCGGUAUAUUUGACAGGACAAAAACAACAUCAUGAUUUGUUAUUGACCAAAGAACAAAAGACUGCAGCUCUGAUGACAGCAUGUCACAGACCACAUUUCUGGAAUCGGUCGUUACCUGGAAUGAAGAGCAAUGUCAGCAGAAUCUGGAUGAGGCUCUACCGAAGCUUAUUAACUACUGUCAUGAAGCCCAGAUGAUACAGGAACAAGUUGGAAUACUGAAAAUCAUUUGCCAGUCAUUCCUUCCCUGUGUUGAUGUUCUGGAAGCAGAGUGGCGAGUUUACAGCCAGAUAGUUUUACAGAUAUGUGGCACAUUUGAUAAUAUUCUAGAGACUGUAAAGGAUCUAUUGGGACAAGCCAAGCAAGAGUUGACCCGUGUCCAAGAGGAAAUUCUCACUCACCUACAGUUGCUACUUGAAACCGUUGAAUGCUGUGAAACCUUUGUGAGGUUUUCCCAGAGUUCCAAGGUAGCCUUGUCCUGGAGCGAUGUGCACUCACUUCCUGUGGGAACUCUCCAUGUUCUGAAGGGUACAUACAGCCACUGUAAGGAAAGUACAGAUGUAUAUGGAGACUGCCUCACCAGUGUGUCUGACCCACUGUCACUUCUCUUUAGAAAGGCUCACAGUCUACAGGUAGUAUUCCUUAACCUCCUCGACAAGAUCAACGUUGACGCCAACUCCACAGAACAAGAUGCCAACGAUCUCUGUUAUGUGUGCCAUGGCUUGUUUGAGGUGUGCCAGAUUGUCACAGCAUUGGACAUGAAAUUGGUGGUCAAUCUGUGGAAAGCUAUAUCUAGACAUGCUGGACAGAAGAAAGAGAUACUGCGGAACAGACUGGACAUGGAUAAUCUCCUUACCUACUUGUGUGGUGAAAUAAGUACAGGGUACUCCUACCUAUUCCAACUCCUACCUUGCACUGAUAACGAUGGAAUGGCGCUGUCCCAGGGUGAUGAACGUGGGUUCCAGAAGUCUGUGAAGAUCGUGGGCUUUCAGAUGAAGGUCCUUGUGAUGAUGGCACGUGACUAUCUCCAAACCCUGCAUGGGGCCGCAAGUACCAUCUAUAGGCUUAUCCUGCAUCUGUUCAGAUAUAUACGACCAAGUCUGCAUGCGAUGCCUAUCCUAGACUGCCACAGCCAAGAGAUCCACAGACACCUGAUUAAUGCCACCGAGCCACUGUUAGCCACUCUGGUGUAUAGUCGCACAUUCAUGGAGACUUUGACUCAAAACACACAAGCUUUACAUGAAGAGGAGAAAUUUGCACAUCUACAGGUGUUGAUGAGUGUGAUUGAGCACCUCCCCAAAACUACAGAUGAAAUGCAGGAAUGGUGCCUGAUGAAUGCAGAUGAUACUAACAGAGAUGACCUUCUCACCUCAGCCUUUAGGGCAGCUCACCAGUGUUAUAUAGAGAUAUUACUGCCAGUGUACAUGUCGACCCCUAUGUGUGAUGGUCAACCGCAAAGAUGUGUAAGCCUCUAUGAGUUUCUGUGUACACGUUUGUGCGGAAUGGCUGGGACAUACCUUUCUAGCUGUUUCCCAGUACUGGAGAGGGUACUAAUUGAGUGGCUGUUGUCAGGAAGUCCUGUGUGUGCCUCUCUGGCUGCUGAUGUCUGGUGUUUCCUAGUCAGGUAUGGCAGUGCUGAUCUGUGUUACAGUCACAUUCAAGUUCUCAUGGAGCUUUGUCAAACAAUCAAGGGACCAAACUCUGAUUUACACAUAAUUACCUCCCUGGUGUGUAGACUGUCCAAGUUCCUGUCUCCAGAACAUCAGAAUUCCCUGGUGAGGCAGUUUCCACCCUGUGAUGACAUUGCUCUGUGGUGUAAACUCCCUGUGACCAUGUUGCCAGGCGACCAGGUGAGAGAGAUCACAGCCAGUAUGACAGCACUAUGCCAACAGAACAUGGAUAGCUUUAUCAGUGCUGCAGAGGUCACCUGUCAUCACACAGAGUUACUGAUGUGUAGUUUGACCUACCUGACCAGUGCACAGAUUUGUUGUGAGGUUUGGGACCAGUCUAUUCAGCCGAAGGUUCAGUCAGCCCUUGUGGAGCGUGUGAAGACGAUAUGGGAGGGUGUGUUUGUGUCCGACUGGAUGUCAAUCCCCCAGACCCAGGUCUGCCUUGGCAAACUGCUGCAGUACUCAGGGCAGGUGGUGGACCAGUUCACCAACUCAGACCUGCUCAAGGUAAGGACCUCACUGACAAUUCUAAUUCAUUUGAGAUGUAACACAACAUUUGAUUAGUCAAUUAAAAUAAUUUGACAAUAUAACCACGAUAUAUAUUGUCUG